UCGACAAGUGUCCGCGGCGGCGGCGGCAGCAGCAUUUAAUGGAUUAGACGCUCGGAGCGGGACCGCGCGGGGCUCUGCGGGGCAUGACUUGCAGUUUUUGUUAUCAGAAGCGAUGAGCUGUGUUAGCGCGGGUCAGGGCGCCAUUAUCUGGAGAUAGGAAGCGGGGGAGAAUGUUUCUGUGCCGGAGAGCGACGGGUUUAGGCUGUAAAUACCGCUGGAACUUCGCGGGAGCGGCGGAAGUUGGAAUAAACCCGCCGGCAGCGCUGUGUGGAGCAGGGACGCUGCAGGGCAGGCUGGGCAGCGCUGGAGGGCUGGAUACAUGUUUAAACAGAAGAUAUACUUUAUUCCCUGAUGCUAAAGCGCUGGUAGAUGGUCUGUGCGGACGGAUGGAGAGUGAAUUAGGCGGGGGAAUGCUGCUCCAGACCCGGAGCUUCUCCAUGUUUCCCUCCGUGUCGGUUUCAGCCACAGCUCCUCCACAGUUCAGCUCUUCUCGAUUUCCAGGAAUAAACAUCAGCAUAAACACGACAUUUAACGCCUGCCUGUGUGCGCCUGAAUACAGAAUACUGUCCAGAGCUUCGUCUACUAGUCAAAAAGAAGCCAACAUGGAGAAAAACGCACCAACAACUGAGGUUAAUCAGAUCAAGACUACAGAUAUCCCACAAGGAGAAAAAGAAGAACCAGUGCCUGAUAAGAAGCUAAAUAAAACAGCACAGUUGAAGAAAGUGUUUAAGGAAUAUGGAGCUGUUGGUGUGUCGUUCCACAUUGGAAUAUCCCUAAUUUCCCUUGGAAUUUUCUAUCUUGCUGUGUCUAGUGGGAUCAACAUGACUGCGCUCCUCUGUAAGCUGGGUUUCAGUGAGUCUGUUGUUCAGUCAAAGUUGGCUGCUGGCACGAGCACGUUCGUUUUGGCGUACGCUGUUCACAAGUUAUUUGCUCCACUUCGGAUUAGCAUCACCCUUGUCUCUGUACCGCUCAUAGUACGACACCUUCGGAGAACCGGACUCUUCAAACAUCCACCAUCUAGUCUGUAGUGAAAUCUGAAGACGUGUGUUUUCUGUACUGUCUAACUUGGAAGUCUGUGAGACACUGGUGUACUGUUUCUCAGGUUUUACAUACAUUUUCAUUACUUAGUCAUGAUUGAAGACAUAUCCAUUAGCUUAUUAAAAAAAUUCUGAUGAUUUUUUUUAAGUAGCAUACUUCUGCACUGUAAAUAAUGAGGCGUUCCUCCAAGAACUCAAAACAUUCCUCAAUAGGGGUGGGACAAAAUAUCGAUAUUGCACUAUAUAUAUAUAUAUAUAUAUAUAUAUAUAUAUAUAUAUAAUCUCCGUUUGCUAAACAUUAUCGAAACUUGGCAUCAUAUAUCACUAUUUGUGUUAAAACAAGCAAAGGCUUAAGACUUGCUCCUCAAUUUAACUUACUAAAGUUACUGCUUUAUUACUCCACAUGGUGGUUCUAAUCAAAUGAAUAGAGUAAAUCAAUUGGUUGUUGAAUUCUGUGAAACUGACACCAAUAAAUCCAUGAUACCUGUUUUUUUUAUUAUUAUUAUUUAAUAAUAUUUUAUCUUCUUAAGUAACACAGAUGCUGUGAAGUAUCGUAGAGAAUUGCCUGGCAAUAUAUAGAGCAUCCCAAAAUCCCAGUAUUUUGAUUUAUUUUUAUUAAGGGCAAUGUAUCCUUAUAAUAUUGUAUCGUGAGAUGCCCUGCGAUCAGUACAAAAUCUGGUUCCUUCAAGAAUGAAUUUAAAUUAAAGCCUUAAAGAAUCUUCUGGCUAAUUAUAUUUAAAUCCAGCUUUGAGGAAAUUCUUAAAUCUUUAUUUACUGAAACAAAUAAAGAAGAACUUUAACUCUUGCAAAGAUUUGUUCCUUAAGACUGGGUCUAAGACCCUUUCUUUGACGCUUCCAUUAAGCAUCUUCAGAGGUUUUUCCUCAGUUUUAAUUAUAAAAACCUCCAAAAUCCUCAAGUAUCUUGUCCAGAUCCUCCAGGAACCUCAACUAAGGUGUUCUUUUCUCUAAAUUUGUUAUAAGCACCUCUUUAUGUGUUUUUAAUGCAUAAAAGUCUUUGGACUAUAGGCCAACUGAGGUCAAUGUGUUUUGUACAUUGUGUUCAUUUGUUUUGUUUAGUUUUGGUUUCACACUGCAGUUUAGAAAGUUAAACACUAAAGAACGUUCAGACGUCUUGCCAUCAUAACCUACAUGGGCUGCUUCUCCCUAUAAUUGAUUCUAAUUGGUUUCUAACGUUCUGAAAAAAUGUUUUCUAGGGCUUUUUUAGGUUUGUGCCAAAUUUUGCAUCCCGGUUUGUAUUUGACUCCCCUUAAGUUUAAGUCUACGUUCAUCAUGCAGCAGAAUGAGUAGAUUCCUUUUACUUUUAUUGUUUAUAAAAAAGGGUUAAUCUACAGUUACAGUAGAUACAGAGUCACUAGCACUACAAUGACUGACAAGUUCACACGAAGGGGAGUCAAUUUUCAGCACAACACGUAUCUAACUAAUCCGUAAUAAUCGCCUGCUUCAACCUAAUGAAAAUGGACCCAAGAAUGGUCCAGACCAGGACCAUCUCUUUUGGGCAGACCACAUUUCGGUCAUUUGAUUUAUAUUGUGGUUUUACACCUGCUAUUGUUGUUUGGUUGAAAGCACCCCCAGCGUAUUGAGGAAUGUUUGAGAUUUUGAGCCUCUACAUGCUUGAGGCAGCACUACUCAUAUUUUGCAGUGUAGAAACUAUAAUAACACAAGCUGUGACUCAUAUUUUUACUUGAGCUAAACCAAGUGUGAUAAAGCUUAAUCCUAUUUGGGUGUGGGAUAAUUUCCUUUCUGAACAUAAUGAAUGUGAAAAUAUAGUGUGAAAUGAUUAUGAAGAUUUAAAUAGUUUUGUAUUGUUUUAAAGAUGGCAUAUUAUUAUUAAAUCAUCAUCAUUUGCUUACAUGAAUUUAAGUGACUGUAUCUGCAAUGUGAAAGAAUAUGGCCCUGAACGUAGCCUUUGUGAUUUCUUGCUUUUUCAGACUUUCUUUAACUCAUUAAGUGCUAGUUGUGGAGUUGAAAGUGGGUCAAGUGUGCAACAGAAAGAGGAAAAUUUCAGAUUUUCAUUGUCAAUAAAAUCAUGCAGUGACUGUGCCUCUUGAUUCGGGUUGUUUUCUCUUGAGUGUGCACAUUUGUUCUAAUAAAUUGUAUUGUUUUAA
Molecule: messenger RNA, 3163 nt
Organism: Astyanax mexicanus (Mexican tetra)
Lineage: Eukaryota; Metazoa; Chordata; Actinopteri; Characiformes; Acestrorhamphidae
Gene: mims2
Product: family with sequence similarity 210 member B
Exons: 3
Coding region: 171-1028 (285 amino acids)
Cellular component (GO): mitochondrion
Source: RefSeq, a predicted model, not a curated record